AUGUUUCUUCUAAGCUUUGGCCUGACCAUCGCUCUGGCCGACCAGUUUGACCCCCAUAGUUAUGACUGGGGCGACGUGAUUACAAAGGACAUUGCGAUUGUCGGUGGUGGCUCUACUGGGACGUACGCAGCGAUUAAUCUCCUCGACAUGGGCCAGAAGGUGGUUGUGGUGGAACGAGAGUCAGUCUUGGGAGGCCACACCAGCAUUUAUACCGAUGUCCAGACGAACACCAAGAUCGACUACGGGGUGCAAUCCUUCUCUAAUAUCUCCGUUGUCCGGGAUUUUUUCGCCCGUUUUCACGUCCCCCUGACCAGAUUCUCGCUCAAUGCGUCCGUCAUAUACGCUGAUUUCGAAUCCGGCGAGUUAUUUCCGAAGUUUGCGCCCAGUUACGACUUCGACGCAUAUCAAACUCAACUGAAGAAAUAUCCGUACCUCCCCAUCAGCUGGGAUCUACCUGUCCCUGUUCCAGAGGAUCUGCUCCUAUCAUUCGGGGAAUUCCUCAAUAAAUAUUCUUUGCAGGACAUAGCAUAUGCUGUUUGGUCCAGCGCACGGGGAUCCGGAGACAUCCUACGCCAGCCAGCGGUCUAUAUACUCAAGGCAGUGGAUGAACCGUACAUCGAAGGGUUGUCGCAAGGCACUCUGACCACGGCCAAUCACAAUAACUACGAGCUCUAUGAAAAAGCCUUACAGGAACUUGGACCCGACGCGAUUGUCUCUUCCACCGUCACUGCGGCACAGCGAUCAACAGAUGGGGUAAGACUAGUUGUAGAGACCCCCAGCGGAAAGAAGCUCAUUUUAGCCUCAAAAUUACUUGUCAGUAUCCCGCCAGAUCUCGAAAAUAUGGGACCUUUCGAUCUUGAUGACCGCGAGAAGGGCCUCUUUCAGAAAUUCAACAACUGUGCUUGGUACAUCGCCGUGGUCACCAACACUGGUUUUCCUGCUGGCUACCGAUUCCAAAACAUUGGCACGAGCAAUGACACUUAUCGCAUUCCUCGGCUUCCUGCAAUAUACAGCAUCAACCCGUCGGUGGUAGAUGGGAUCUUUUACGUCUGGUAUGGUGCCUCCCAGGCUGUCGCAGAAGCCGAUGUCAAAACGGACAUUUCUACAGCCAUUGAGCGUCUAUCCCGGGGGAUUGGCAAGUCCAACGAACGAAAGCAGAAAGUACAAUUCUUAGUUUACAAGAGUCACACUCCUUUCCAACUCGUGGUGUCUGCCGAAGACAUCGAUGACGGCUUUUAUCGGGAGCUUCAGGGGCUGCAAGGACACCGAAGCACUUGGUACACCGGAGCGGCGUUUCUUUCACAUCAUGCCGGUCAGUUGUGGAAUUUUACCCAGGCUCUGUUGCCUAGCCUUGCUGCUUAA
Messenger RNA from Aspergillus steynii IBT 23096, 1362 nucleotides. RefSeq names its product FAD/NAD(P)-binding domain-containing protein. Bases 1 to 1362 code for a protein of 453 amino acids. NCBI's taxonomy places the organism in Eukaryota, Fungi, Ascomycota, Eurotiomycetes, Eurotiales, Aspergillaceae. The record is from RefSeq and is a predicted model, not a curated record. The transcript has a single exon.